Aedes albopictus (Asian tiger mosquito) is the source of this 854-nucleotide messenger RNA. RefSeq lists its product as uncharacterized. The record is from RefSeq and is a predicted model, not a curated record. The coding region runs from base 219 to 575 and encodes 118 amino acids. Lineage: Eukaryota; Metazoa; Arthropoda; Insecta; Diptera; Culicidae. The transcript is spliced from 2 exons.
CUUUUUCGCCAUGAUCAUCAGUCGGUUGCUACAAUCUCGUUCGCGUAGUUGUUUUUCAGUAGCCAAGCUUAGUCUACUAACAAUUCUACCAAAACAGACCGGUUGAAUCUAGCUCAGUAAUCUCAGAGGUUUAUCUCCGAAUAUUGAAAUAUAAACUGAACAACUCAUCAUUUUUGUACUGUUUUCAUUAGUGAACAUCGGAAGCAGAUCGUCUCAAAAUGAAGAUCAUACUGCUCAUGAUUAUUUCCGUAGUAGCAUGCAUUGAUGCUGCUGCCAUCUGUGAACGCAAACAAAACGGUCCAAAUGCAGUGUUGCCACUAUCUGACCUCAACGUACAAACGCUAGAUGUUGCCAGUUUACAAGCCGACCAGGAUCCCAAGCAAUCGGAACAUACCAAACGGGAGGUGAUGUUCCGUCCGCUGUUUGUAUACCGUCAACAGGAGAUCAAGAAGCAACACCUCAAAGAACAGCGUGAACAACGUGAACAGCAGCUGCAUCAACACCAUGCAGCACCAACCACCACUACACGCCGUCCACAAAAGCUUGAUUAUGACCCGUAUGACUAUAUGGCUUAAGAUCAACGGGUGAUUUUCGUUUAUUUCUUGGAAGCACAUUACAAUGUGUUCUGUUAUUGUGAGCAAAACUUUUGUUUAACGGGUUUCAGAAAAUUUAUCAUUAUUUACUUGAUGAAUAGAUAAGUAUAAACUAGUGAAGAAGUAGUGAAUGUAAUUCCACUUCACCUUACCAUGACAAAUGGCGUUACUCGGAGAAAUUUACUCCACAUAGUUUUAUUACUUUCAUGACUACUACAUUACAUGUAUUUUAUUUAUAAAGUUUGUAUUAUAUAGUUUGUA